UUGCUCUCGCGCGCGAAUCGGAUAUCGCUCGUGCGAUAUAUGUGGUUCCUCGUAGUUCUCUGGUGUGAGUUAGGCAUCUUCUACUACAGUACUGCUACCUGUACAUGGCCCGAGCCUGCUCACCGCUCCGGUGCGCGGUCCCAACGUAUUCUUAUUGUUGCGGAUCCGCAAGUCCUCAAUCACGAUUCGUAUCCUGGUCGUAAUCCUUGGCUCAUGUCUCUCAGCCAAUAUAUCGUCGACCUCAACCUGAGAAAGUCCUGGCGAGCCGCAAAGGCGACGCGUCCGGACGCGGUCGUAUUUCUUGGAGACAUGAUGGACAACGGCCGGGAUGAUUUUAGAUAUAACGCUUACCUCCAUCGUUUCUAUAAUAUAUUCUCCCCGAUAUCAACGGCCCCUAUCUAUUAUUUGCCAGGCAAUCACGAUGUCGGAAUUGGUGCUACAGCAGACAAGAAGAAAAUGGCGCGCCUACGGUAUAUGUCGAAUUUUGGGCCGUUGAAUCAGCACGUCUCGCUGGCAAAUCAUUCCCUCGUGCUCAUAGACGCGCCCAUUCUGGUCGAGGAAGAUCGGGUACGUAAACAACAGGGUCAAGAGGGCACCCAAUGGCUGCCAAAGGAACUCAAAGAAGCCAAGUUCAUUCACUCGCUGAAUUCUGGCGGGAAUCUGCCACGCAAACCAUUGAUUUUAUUCUCACACAUCCCACUCUCUCGUCCCGAAGGCGCCUCCUGCGGGCCUCUACGUGAGAAAGGCUGGAUCCGCGCUGGGCGAGGCGCCGGGUACGAAAACACGCUGUCGCAGGCAACCACCAAUAUGCUUCUGGAAACUUUCCGGCCCUCGCUCGUAUUCAGCGGCGACGACCACGAUUAUUGUGAAUACACGCAUAGACUUCGCAUCGAAGAUGAUUCGCCGAUCACGCCUACGGAGGUGCGCGAGGUGUCCGUCAAAUCGUUUUCUAUGGCCAUGGGUAUCGCCCGCCCAGGCUUUCAUCUCCUCUCGCUGUCCCCCUCGGGCCCCCCUUACUCACAGCAAGACGACGCACCCCUUUCCACGUUUGCCGACCGCCCGUGCUUCCUCCCGAACCAGCUGAGCAUAUACAUCUGGAUAUACCUACCUCUCUUCCUCCUCACGCUGUGCGUGAUC
This is a messenger RNA of Heterobasidion irregulare TC 32-1, 1137 nucleotides long. RefSeq lists its product as uncharacterized. Gene Ontology annotation, biological process: GPI anchor biosynthetic process. The annotation marks the transcript as partial. The record is from RefSeq and is a predicted model, not a curated record. Gene Ontology annotation, molecular function: hydrolase activity. The transcript has 6 exons. Lineage: Eukaryota; Fungi; Basidiomycota; Agaricomycetes; Russulales; Bondarzewiaceae. Gene Ontology annotation, cellular component: endoplasmic reticulum.